Molecule: messenger RNA, 1548 nt
Organism: Maudiozyma barnettii
Lineage: Eukaryota; Fungi; Ascomycota; Saccharomycetes; Saccharomycetales; Saccharomycetaceae
Exons: 1
Coding region: 1-1548 (515 amino acids)
Biological process (GO): autophagy of mitochondrion; protein localization to phagophore assembly site; nucleophagy
Cellular component (GO): phagophore assembly site membrane; cytosol; extrinsic component of membrane
Molecular function (GO): protein binding; phosphatidylinositol-3-phosphate binding; phosphatidylinositol-3,5-bisphosphate binding
Source: RefSeq, a predicted model, not a curated record
AUGGGCUCUGAAGUUAGAAAACAUUCCAGAUAUAUCAGUUUCAAUCAAACAGGAACGAGUAUCUGUUUAGUGAACGACGACAAUUGUGGUUUCAAAAUCAUCAAUGCUGAUACUUUGGAUACGCAAUAUAGUGAUCCCAAGGGAUCAUACUCUCAAGUGCAGCUGUAUUUUGAAUCGUCGUUGGUUGUUUUAGUCGGAUUAGGAGAAGAUAUAAAAUUUUCACCAAGAGAAUUGAAACUAUUCAAUAUUGAAACCUCUCGAAUGAUAUGUCAUUUAUUAUAUUCGGAUACAAUAACUAAUGUGCAAGUGAAUAAAGAUCGAAUGGUAGUAUCGCUAACGAAUGAAAUAUACAUUUAUAAUUUGACAAACAUGAAAUUGUUGCAUAUUAUUAAGAACCUUCGUAAAUUGAAUGGAUUAAUUUCAGUAUCCAUGGGUACACCAUAUUCCAAUCUAUUAAUAUAUCCAACAUAUUCCACUCGUCGAAAGAGAAGAAACAGUGGUCGGAAACUAUCUAAUAGCAGUGGGAAGAGUACGUUUGAACCACCCGUAACAGAGAGUAAUUUGAUAGGAGGUGAAACAGGGGUAAUAGAUGAUAACGAAGAUGACUAUGAUGAUGAAGAUGAAGUAAUGAAGGAAGGAGAUAUAAUAGUAUUUGAUAUGAUGUUAUUACGACCAUUAAUGGUCAUUGAAGCUCAUGAGAAUGGAAUACAAUGUAUAACUAUGAAUGAAAAUGGUUCAUUAAUUGCUACAGCGUCUAAAUUAGGUACAAUUAUUAGAAUUUUUAAUACAAUGAAUGGACAAAAGAUAAAAGAAUUCCGUCGUGGUAGUUAUAGAAGUACAAUACAAAGUAUGAAAUUUUCUCAAGGAAAUAAUUUUUUGGUAGUGAUUAGUAGUAGUAAUACUAUUCAUAUAUUUGAAUUACAACCAUACGAUAUCAAUAUGUUACAAGAAUCUGAAGUGAAUAGCAAUAUAAGUGUUAAAGAGACAAAUGAGCAAGAUCAUAUUGUAUUAGAUACUAUACCAAGUUCGACAUCUACUAGUAGCAUUAGUAAAAAAAAUAAAAAGACUUCAAUGUCACGAUUAAUUAAGAAAUCCUCUAAAAAACUAACUCGAGAAGCUAAUAAACGAUUUAAUCAAUUAUUUAUUGGAGAUAAUAUAGACAAUAAAGAUAGGAUUAAGAUUAUUACAGAAAGACAUUUUGCAUGGUGUAAAUUUCAAAUAGAUAAAAUUAAAGAACGUGGAAAUUCUAGUGUAAUUGAUAUUGAUUCCAGACCUAUCAUAUUAAACAAAUCACAACUGAUACAGUUGCAAAACACAACCAAUAUGUCUAAUAAAGUUCCGAUUACGGAAACUGCAGAUAACAAUAGCAAUAGUAAUAACAAGAAUGAAGAUGAAUGUGAAGAUGACGAUGGUGAUGGAGAUAAGACAUCAUUGAUAUAUUUGAGAAUCAAGAUAUUAACAUCUGAUGGUAACCUUUAUACAUAUUUAUUAGAUCCGAUCAAUGGUGGAGAAUGUAUUUUACAAUCUCAAUUAUAUCUGUUACAUUAA